AUGUCUAGACCCCACGGGGCUACGCUGAAUUUGCAUAUUUCCCAGGCGUUGGAAGCCGAAGGGGCGAUAGCCUCCGCCGCCUCUCAGAAAGCGGCUCUGGAAGCUGCCAUCAAUGCCGCUGAACAUUACAUGAAGGCCUUGAGUCUCGCACCAUCGAACGAUAAGGUUCAACUCGAUGCUAAAUGCAAGGAACUCAUCACCCGUGCCGAGCGGAUCAAGGCGGCCGGAGACUGGCAAUCGGCGGCCCGCCAGAAACCUGUCUCCAAGCUACAGCCACCCACGUCCAAGCGCAAGCUCACCACUCGUGAAGAGAUCAUCGUGUUAGAGGGAGCAAAGCUUAAUGGAUUUAUCUUUCCACCAUGGGAGCGCCCACCAGCAUCAGCUGAAUUCGAACAGCCAUUCACGGAUUCUCCCGAUCUGCAACUCUCUGGUUGUCAAGAGGAAAUAUUUGCUGGGUGGAAGCGACCAUCCGAUUUACUACAUGCCAGAAAUGUCACAAACCAGACACAAGAUGCGGAGAUGCCUGCGAUGUCUGUAAUGGGGACAUCUGAUCUUGUUCAAGAUGUCUUGACCGAUUGCUCUGUAAUUGCAAGUCUAUGUGCAACUACUUCUAGGUCAGAGCGAGGGCUGGGAAAGCAUGCUUCGCCAUCCAUGUAUCCCCGUGAGCGUGGCUCAGACGAACCAGCUCUCUCCCCAUCAGGGAAAUACAUUUUCUGUUUCUACUUUAAUGGUGCCUUUCGAAAAGUCGUUAUAGAUGACCGGUUGCCAUCCUCAAAUACUGAACGACCACUUCAUGUGAUUGACCGCAAUCACUCAAAUUUCCUGUGGCCUGCCUUGGUUGAAAAGGCAUACCUGAAAGUCCGCGGAGGCUAUGAUUUCCCCGGGAGUAACUCAGGGACUGAUCUUUGGGUGUUGACCGGCUGGGUCCCUGAGCAAGUCUUUCUCCAUAAUGAGGAUGCCACGUCAGACGAGAUCUGGAGGAGGUUAUACCAGGCCUUCUCCUAUGGUGAUGUUGUUUUGACUAUUGGAACUGGCAAACUCACCGAAAGGGAACAACAAGGUCUGGGCUUGGUCAGCGAGCAUGACUAUGCCAUUCUCAACAUGAAGGAGAACGACGGACGGCGUCAGUUCUUGCUCAAGAACCCAUGGGCAGGCGCAGAGCCUAGCAUCGUCCAUACUGGCAGAGUUGACCCUACAGACUCGGAAUACCCACCAUCCCCUCUGUCACCGGGGACUUUUUGGAUGGACUGCGAGCAGGUCUUUCAAAAUUUUGAGAAUCUUUAUCUUAACUGGAACCCUGGCCUAUUCAAGUAUCGUGAAGAUAUACAUUUUACAUGGGAUCUUUCACAAGGACGGGCUCUAUCAGGUUGCUUUGUUAGGAACCCCCAGUUCUCUGUCUACAGCGAAGAGGGAGGGACGGUCUGGCUGCUCCUGGGCAAGCACUUCAAGACAGAUGACCAUAACUAUCUAAAAAGCGAAGGCAGAGAACUUGGUUUUAUCAGCAUCUAUAUAUUCCAAGCGGGUGGUAAAAGAGUGUCCCUGAAUGAUGGUGCUUUACACCGUGGGCCCUAUGUCGAUUCACCAAACACUCUCAUGAGACUCGAAAUGCCUCCACGGACAACUUACACCGUCGUGAUUUCGGAGCAGUCACUGCCAUCAACCAACCAGAACUUUACACUCUCGGCAUUCUCGACAUCUCCAGUAUCGCUGGCUCCCUCAAGAGACAAACACAUGUGUGUGAGGAAAGUGAGCGGCUCCUGGACAACAUUGACAGCUGGUGGCAACGCAGAGUCUGCACGAUACUCUUCCAACCCGCAAUUCAGUCUUGAAGUUUCUGAGAAGACCGACGUGUCAAUUCUUUUGGAAUCGAACGAGGCUGAAUUAGCAACGCACGUGAAGCUCUUCUGGUCCAACGGCCAGCGCGUCGCCAGAGUUCGAAGCCGAGAUAUCAUUGCAGACAGCGGCGACUACCGCCGCGGGUGUGCAUUGGCUGAAACAAAAUCACUCGACAGGGGGCUGUACACCAUAGUAUGCUCGACCUUCGCGCCCGAUCAACUCGGACGCUUCGAGCUCUGGAUCUCAUCCUCAAUUCCAUGCGUGGUGCGACCGCUAGCCUCUGAAUCAGCUGGACGCCGAAGAACGGUCUCUAGUAUCGGCGUUCUGACACCAGGAAAAGACCGCAUGCUGGCGUCUUUGCGAGUAUCGCGGAUGACCCGAAUCAAACUGAUUGCCAAGAGUAAAUUGUCAACGAUCGGGUCUCGCUCUGUUGCCCCAUCGCCUGUCUUGAUGACCGUGGAACUGGGCCAAGGUCCAUACAAGAAGACACUAGCUGUUUCGGAGGAUGGCACCCAUUGUGAUGCUCCGUCUGGGGUGCGUGUAGAUGACUUCGAUCUCUCACCAAGUCCCGACUUACACAGGAAGAUUUGGAUUGUCAUCGAGCGCAUUGGAGGGCCUGGUGGGCAAGUGGAAGAUCAUUUUGAGAUUGAGGCUCUGGCUGAAGAGCGAGUGGAGAUUGGUGAGUGGAUUGUUGACGAUGCUUGA
Messenger RNA from Penicillium daleae, 2541 nucleotides. Its product is annotated as calpain-like protease PalBory. The record is from RefSeq and is a predicted model, not a curated record. Gene Ontology annotation, biological process: proteolysis. Lineage: Eukaryota; Fungi; Ascomycota; Eurotiomycetes; Eurotiales; Aspergillaceae. The transcript has 4 exons. The coding region runs from base 1 to 2541 and encodes 846 amino acids. Gene Ontology annotation, molecular function: calcium-dependent cysteine-type endopeptidase activity.